This is a messenger RNA of Chiloscyllium plagiosum (whitespotted bambooshark), 13811 nucleotides long. The record is from RefSeq and is a predicted model, not a curated record. NCBI's taxonomy places the organism in Eukaryota, Metazoa, Chordata, Chondrichthyes, Orectolobiformes, Hemiscylliidae.
UAGGCAGUCAAGUUGCUUCUCCCUGUAAAUUUAGUCCAGGUGCCUGGAUGAAGACCUUCUGAAUUUCUGUGAUCUACCCAUCCCACUGUCAGAUUCCUGAAUAAUGUUGUUAAACAAUUCAUCUGUGGUGAUCAGGGCUGGAGAGGGUGAUUUGGCACACUGCUUGAGAGAAAAAAAAAUCACUGGAUAGGGAACUUUAUCUGAGAACUAUGCUAUCUCAUGUGGAAAGGGCCCUUCAUCUCGUGAGUCGUCAUCUGAGUUUCAAGCUAUGGCUGUUGACAUGGAGUUAUAAUGAGGUCAGAAAAGCCAAUCCAGGAAGAGGGAGUUGUAUGAGGAAAUGAAACAGAAGAAAGGGGAAGAUGGGGUGGAGGAAAAAGAGCAGCUCUAGGGGGGAAUGGUGAAAAGGCUGUGCAUCUUUAUGUAGGUUUUGAUUAGAGUGAGUGAGCAUAUACCUUCCUAACAUUUAAAUGCUGCUACUUUGCCAUCCCUUACCCAAAACCGUAACCUCAGCACCCCACUCUCCUGGUCCAGGCAGCAGUGCAGAUCCAGGCACUUAAACAAUCAACUAAGACCCAGCAUCGUAAGCUACCUGGCUGCCUCUUGACAAUUUGGGAGACUAAGGAGUACUAGGUUUGGGGUGAUGUAUCCACUUUGGUGUGGAGUCAUAGUUGCUAAGGAGUAAAGUGUCAUGGAAACAAGAUUUAAUAGGUUUGUCCCCUGACAUAGAUAUUUUUGGAUCACCGCAAGUAUGUGUGCUGUUUGUGCUCUGUUGCCAAUCGUUUUCAGCAGUUCACACGAUGACAGGACAAGAUAUUUGUAUCCUUCUUGGCUAUAUUAUGGUGACUCCACUGGUAUUUCUGACGACAGCGGUCCUUAAAUUUAGACUGCAGCCAUGGGACUUGUCAAUUCAAUAAUGUUUGCAGCUUUAAGUAUAUAGUGCAGGUGGGAUGACGGGCACGCAAUUGCAACAUGCCACCUCUACUUCAGACUCCUCCAACCUGGCAUGAGGCAAAUGAGAAUAAGCUUCUAGGAAACUCCCUCCAAAGAUGCAGCCAGCUGUGGCUCCACCCCAGGAGCAAGCUACUGUGUCAAGAGUUUGUUCAGCCCCAUGCCCCUUCACCCAGCAUUAAGCAGUCAAUCUCCCUAUGGCAAUGAUCUCAUCAGAAUUUUCAAAAACAGUUUCUAAGGAUGAAGAAACGCUAAAACAAUAUAUACAGGCAUUUGUUUGAGGUUGGAAUGCUUCAGUUUGAUAUUUAAUUGCUUUUCUAUUAUAGCUACGUCUUUGAGAUUCUCUUGCCAACAUUCCAUUGAGGGUACUUGAUUAUAUGUUGGCCUAAAUGCCAAAACUUUGAAGGGUCAAUUGUUUCAUUGUUCAGCACUAUAGAUGAUUCUGAAAUAUCACUUCUGUUGGAAGAUUCGCAUGUUUGAGCUUCAAGUUGCAAUUUGUGUGACAAUGAUCUUCCUCAGAACUGUGAUCGCAACAUUCCUCUAGUUGCUCAGGAAAUAAUGAAAAGAAUGAUUCGUCAAUUUGCAAUUGAAUAUAUAUCCAGAAGUAAUCACGCUCAUGAAGCUCAGACUGGAUCAACUGAUGAAUCUAUUUCAAUCUCAAAUGAUCCACCUGCCAAGCAAACCCAGAACUUUCACCAGGAGCAGGAAGGACCCCUCGACCUCACUGUGAAUAAAAGUCAUCAGAAAAGUUUUCAACAAGUAGAUGGAGUGCUCGAUCUAUCAACGAAGAAGAACAGCAUAAAUUCCACCAUAUCAACUGGAUCUAGUCCUGCAUCAACCACUAUCAAAUUAUCAGGUUUUAAGAAGGAAACUGAUGCAGGAGUGGUGUCCAACUCUACUGAGAAAACUGGUUGCAUAAAUCAUGGAACAUUAAAUGAAAUUUUAUCUACUUUAUGCCCUAAUCAUCGGAAACUUCUUACUACAAUGCUUAAGUGUCUAAUCCAAGAGAAAGGCACUUCCAAUGUGCAAUACAGAGAUCAAAGAAUUGCAGAGUUUAAAAAUUCCUCAUCUGAGUUCAAUGAAAAUAAAAGUAGUGAGGGAUUAUGUAAUUAUAACAGAUUCAGAUGGUGUGAAAAUUGCACCUUGCGAACUGUACAGCAAGUUCCUUUUCCAUGGGUUUCUUGCUGCUUGAAAAACCUACAUUGUUUAUCAUGCAAAAAAGAUACUCAUGGCUAUCUCACAAUAAUAAGUAAUGGAGUUUGCAAACAGUGUAACAGAAGCAAUAUCUACCAGAUUUGUACUGGGUCUUAUAAACAAUUGUCUGGAUGCACUUAUGCUGAAGGAACUACCAUUCAAGCUUGCAGUGAACCUCCAGAUGGAGAGACUUUCAACAUAGAAACAAUAGAAUCUUCGACCCUCCCAAGUAAUGUCACGGAUUAUAGUAAACCACGAAGCCCAUCCCCUCCACCUUUAUCACCAGUAAGAACUGAUGAGUUUGAAAUUGAUGAAAUGAGCAAAACUGCUUCAGCUUUGGAUGCUAACAGUAUUGAACUUACUAUUACUCACCCUCCCUCUCUUUCACCAGAAGAGGAAAAUGAUUGUGACUCAGCAAUCUCAAGCCAAACUCCAGCAAAGCUAAAAUUUGCAGAAACAAUCGAGGAAAGAAAGGAUGAAUUUGUGGCAGUUAGUGAAAUUAGUAGAUCACCAGACUCUGAGAAUGAUCUGGAAAAAGGUGGAAGUUCUGCUUCGUUUCAGGAGGUAAUGGAACGAAUAAAUGAAAAAUUGAAAACGAUAGAAACAACCGAUGAUGGCCAGAUUUUGGCCAAUCUCUUCAACAAUGACUCUUAUCAAGGCAGUAAUGGUAGUUUUAAGUUGAGAGAAAUUGCCACCACUUUACUACACAAAGCAAAGGUCAGUGAUUAUAGCCUAAUGGAGUUACUUAGACAGCAUGAGGAAAACAGAAUAAUUCAAACCCGUUUUCGGAAACGUCAAGAAACAUUAAUUGCUCUGCAUAACUCUCCAGAUUCUGCAUUAUCUCGACGUCAAACAGUGCAAAUAAAGAGAGACCUUGCAAAUUUUGACCAGCUUUUUUCAAGUAAGAAAUCACCUGAAAAAUUUGGAAAGCGGCUAGCAAGGAGCAGCAUUAGAGAUGCAAAUUCACUAGCCAGAGAAUAUUCAUCCAUCAGUGAAGAUUCGCAAAAUGCGAACAACAUAAAUAAACAUCCUAGUAGUUUGCCUGAUCAGUACAAAACUGAAGUUAAGAACUUAUCUGAAAAUAGUGUUUUGGAUGAAUCGAGAGAUGUGGUAGAAUGCUUAAAUUCAUCAGAGAGUUCAGACUUAGAUCUGUUAAACAUUCUUGAGGUAACUGAAAUGGAUGUUGAGACUCCCAGGGAUAGCACUGACAACUCAAUGGUUGGACCUGGUUGUACAGAUGUGCCUCUGGUCUUGCAAAAUUCAGAGAAGAUAGAUUGUAGGUCAAAUAUUGGCAGGGCCAAACGAAAUAUUCUGCCUCCAGAAAGGUUUUCUAUAUACAUUACUGAGCCUAGAAAAAUGUUUUAUGCUGCUUGUUUUUCAGAAAAUCCCCAGCGUAAACCUAUUAAGACAAAAAAACCUGAUCUGGACUGUGCGAGUAAUCCUUGUAAAAUGUCUAACGCUGACAGCCCCAUGACGCAAGAGCUACUUAAUGGACAGGGCAAUAUAAUUGUGUAUGAAGUGACUGAAAGUUUAGAAGUAUCAACUUCUAGUCAACCUGAACUUCUGAAAGGCAUAAAUAACAUAAGCAAUGAAAAUCAUGGAAAUGAACCUAAUUUACCUGAGGUGGUACAUCAUGCAUCACAACAACCAAAUGAACUUGUGGAUCAAUGCAAUAAUGAAAAGCAAAAGACAACUACUGUGUUGAAUGCUGACCCAGUGGAAGCUGUUUGUUCCACGGAAUGUAAUGGCCCUGCACAAUCUGAUAUUUGUAUUAACUGUUGCACUAAGGAUAAUUCCAAAUUUGUGGACAAGCAUGGAAUUUUGGAGAAUGCAGUUAACAAUUUACUGUCCAGUUCACCUGAAUCUGGAGCCACAAAUAUACUAGAGUCUAAAUCACUUGGCAGUGACUACCUGAGUGUAAUUUCUCCAUUGCAGCAAAAAGACUCUGCAGAGGAAUUUGGCAAGCCUGAUCAUCUACAGCAUGCAACAUGUGAAUGCUCAGUUCUUGAGAAUACUGGUUCUGUGAACAAAACUGGCCAUAUUUGUCCAAGUAGCUACAGCAGCCCCAUAAAACUAAUGUUUCUCUCUAAGAUAAGCAGUGAAAAAGGAAUUAAAUAUACACUGACGUCUGUAGACUCUUCUAAGCUUGAUACAACCAGCUGUAUUUCAAACCUUGAUCUUGAGAAUGUUUUCCUUAAGGCACCAGAGGAAAGUAAUUUGUCAGCUGCUGAAAGUAGUAAUACGGCAGAAUAUUUUCAGAAUCCUUGUCCGAGAAAUGAUAAUACAGUGGAAUGCUUCCCAAAUUCAACAGCUGAAAGUGGUAAUGCAGCAGAAUGUUUGCAGAGUUGUUCAGAAAGUUCUUCAGCAUGUGAGGAAGUAAAUUGCAAUCUUGAAAUUGAUACCUGUAGUUGUAAUAGUUCUGCUUUUUAUUCAAACAGUUAUACAAGAAAUGCUGAAGUUGAAAUUACUGAUCAAGUAAUAGAAAUGUCAGUGACUUCAAAGGAAAUGGAUGAAUCUAUUCUAAAACGUAAACCUGGUCGUCCCAAGAAACUAGGGCCACCUGUGGAAAAACAGAUAAAAAGGCCAAAGGGCAGACCACCUAAACCUAAAGUAGAACUGUCAGAACCUGUCGAAUGUACAGCUGAAGCUCCAGAUAGUGAAAAAGACAGUACAGUACAUUUAUCUUCAACAGGCGAUAACCGCAAUAUUAGAAUUACUGUUGUCUAUGGAAGAUCAAGACGGUUCAAAAGAUUUGUGUCCGAGAAUGAUAAAAUUGUAGUUAAUGCUACUGAAAGUGAUUUAAAACAAACUUAUGAGAAACAAAUAGAAGAAAUGGUGCAGGACCCUGCAGAGGGAUUUGACGAUAAACCUCAUAGUUCUGCAUCAUCUUUAAUCCAAGGCGAAAAUCAGUUUGAUUUAGUGAGACCCAUUAAAGAUAAAACUGUUUCGCUUCAUACCAGUGGCAAUGCUAUUUGUCCAAACAGUAAGCUGACUACUGUUAAAACUUUUAAUAGUGGACAGCGAAAGCCUGGGCGCCCUGCAAAAGUGAAAAUUUCAGGUAUAUCAGUAACUGUUGAUGCAGUAUCACCUCAGGAAAGAAAAGUUAGUAUUAAUAGUGUGUUACCUCCAUUGGUCCAAGAGUCUUCACCUUCAAAUAAAUUAUUUGUAGAUGCAUCAACCAAAGAUGGUGAAUCAUCUGCAAGAAUCCAAAAUGAUUGUGAAACAAGUUCAAAGGAAAGCCUUGGUGACAAGAAAGCAAAAUCCGUCCUACCCUUGAGGCAAUCUGUGAGACUCAGAAAACCAUCUCUACACUUCCUGCAUUCCUUUGCAAGCUCCAGUUCGUUUUCUCAAAGUAGUGCUUUGGUACACAAAUCUCGGAGACUGCUUUUAAACAAAGCAGGGAAUGAACUUGCUAAAAUCAGAAAUUUGAAUGUUACUAUGGUAUCUGAAAACGCCACCUCUAAUGUUACAUUAGGGAAUAAUAAAGAGGAAACUACACAUGAAGUAGCUGAAUUUGGCUGUAGUUCAGAACUAUCAGCAGAUCCAAUUUUUAUACCGAACAAUUCACUGAAAUGGUGGCACACCUCCACUUCAAAACAAACUUUGCAGGAGGAACUUGACAUGCAAUUUGAACAGGUAAACCGUGGUUGGCUUCCUGUUGAUCCUGCAGAGUUGAAUGCUUCUGACAAAAGAAAAUAUCCAAUUCAGUUAGGAAGAACAACCAAAUCUGUGGUGAUUGUGGGUGAUAAUAAGCAUGUUCAGGUUUCUCCAAUCCAAAUGUUGUUUCAAGAAAAUUGUAAUAUGGAUAAAAUUUGUACAUGGUUUAUGCAAACAACAGAAACUCAUUCCUUAUCUAUUGUAAGAAAAGAAAAUGCACGUGAUCCUAUUGAAGUUCUGAAUGCUCAAGGAAUUUUAACAGCAGGAAGUCAAGUUGAUACUUGUCCAAGUCCUCAGGCAGAGCAUUUUAAAAAGCACCUUAAAAAAUUUGCACUAGAAUCUCCUGUAAGACUAAGAACGCACUUCACUCUGUCAAGCAGAAUGUCCAAUUUAAAAGUCUGUAAAGCCAGAAGGAAGCUUUUACGAUUUUGUAAACCACAACAUUCAAGUCACACAGAAUUGUCACACCAUCAUAGAGUUCAGUAUGAACAAUGGAAAUGUGUAAAUGGAAAUCCACGAUACCAAAAUCUAAAACCAAACUCUACGAAAACAGUCAGCAACAAUAGCAAAAAAACUGAGCUUGAAAUCAAUAGCUUUCCACCUGAAGGAGAGCCAGUAUUACUGUCCAGUGGAAAGGAAAACGAAAGCAAAGAUAAACUUAAACCUAGAAAUAGCAUCGAUAUUGGUUUAUCUGACUGUGCCACCAUACAGAACAUAAAUUCAACAAACUAUUCCAAAUGCAAACGAACUGAAAAAUUUGAAUCCAUAGCAAAACAUUCAGAACAAGAAUCUUUUCUGGAAGGGAAGCAAAAAAACACUUGCCAAAAUGUAAACUGGAAACUGGGGAAUUUUAAAGAGUGUAGAGUGUUUCUAAGGAAGAUAAACUCUCUGGAACACAGCCAUUUAAGAAAUUACAAUGUCUGGCAGCAGUCCAAAAAUAGAUCAUCUGAUACUAAAGGCACAAGUAACCUUCAGAGGUACACUGAAGAAAAAAAUGACUCAUGCAGUCAAUUAAAUGUUCAUGAAGUUAAUGCAUUUGAAACACAAAGCUUAAACUCUACAUGUCCUAAUUUAUGUGAACUGAAAGGAAAGAGAAAGCACAAAGAAAGGACAAGUAAUGAGAAUGGAUUAGACAGUUCGCCAUCUAAAAAAGUUCAGCACUUUUCUAGCAAGUGGUCAAAGCCCUGUCAAGUUGACAGCGAUCACUUCCCUUCAUUGAGUAGCAACAGUAAUCUAGUCAAUGAAAGUAAUUCACAAAAAGAAAAUGCAGACAUCAUGAAGAGUAAUGCUGGAAAAAGGAAAAGAUGCCAAGGUGUGAGCACAACUGCCGUGACAGUGAAGAGGUUGAGACGGUCGUCUGUUAAACAAAGACUACCAUAUAAUCAAUUACCAUUUCAAAUAGGAAACUCAAGUUGAUGCAGGAUUAGACCGUAACAAUGGAUGACUGAAAUAAAACAAUGCAUCAGUUUCUACCAAGACUUGGCACAUCUUAUAAAUUGAGAAUUUUAAGAAGGCUUUCUUAUCUCACUCAGCAUCACAUUAGUGCCUUAAUAUUCAGCCUAUUGAUUCAGGUUGAAUGUAUGUAGCAAUAACAUUUGUAUUUGCUGCUUUGUAGCCAAAACCUGAAGCUGUGUGAACAAUGUUGUAGAUAUCAGAGGUUGCACUAAUACAUUUUUAGAGAAAAAAUUCUUACUCUUAUUUUGUUGUUUUGUAAGAAUCUGUUAAAUCUACAAUUUAACAUUCCUCUUGGGUUGCUACUAGAUCUCGAUGUACUUUACAACAAAAGCAUUAAUUGUCUAAGUAUUCAUCUUUUUUUUUUAAGAGCUUCUCUGUUUGAAGUUUAUUUGCACCAAGCACAGCACAUUUGAAGGUCACAAUGCAGUAAGGGUUUAUAUGACGUUUUUGGAAGAGAAAUGGAGCAUGACAUAUUUUCAUUGUCCAUGCUUUUGAAAACCAAGGCACUUCAGUUAUUGUACUCACUUUAUACUUUAUUCACUUUUGAUGUAUAUUGCGUUGUAAUUUUUUUGUAUCCUUAGUAUGAUUUGGUGAACUUUGAAAAUUUUAAACCGUUUAAAUUGUGCUUUAGUGGAAACAGCUAUUGAAACAGGAGUAAAAACUACCUCAAACAUUUAAGUGAUGGUCAAGUCUAAACCUUUUUGGGAAUGGAGGUGUCCAUUCAUAUAAUAAGUGUAGACUUUGGUACCUGAACCAUUCUGUUGCAAGUUGUCAGUAAUUAUUUGGUCAUGGACCUGAGAAACUGACAAUUAUAGUAUCGUGAUCCAAAUACACCUUACAGCGUAUUUUUCCAAGCACUCUUCCUCAGUGACAUUUAACUCAGGGAAAAUAAAACUUGUGUUUUUGCUUCCAGAUUACUAAGUCUGGAUAGAAGUGCCCUGUGCUAAUGUGUUACUAUUUUGAAUGUGAUUACUUGGAGUGCAGCAUGUGUCUAGUAUAAUUUCUAUUUUUACAGCCAUGUGCAUCUUGCUUAUUUGCUGCCCUGUCAAAUGUAAUUAUGUUUUGAAAUCCUAAAUUGUUGUACAGCAUUAUCUUAACUAUAGUGCAUUUUUUUGGGUUGUAAAAUGAAAAAAAACUUGUUGCAUUAUCUUUUUUUCUGUUCACAACUUUCUAUAAUCCUGUAUCUUUGUGAAAUUAAAUUAUGGGUUUCUUGAUCUAAUUUCUGAUAAGAUAAAGGAGCAGAAUCAGCCCAUUGUAUCUGCCAUUUAAUAUGAUCAUAGCUGACUAUCUCAAUGCGAUUCUGCCAUCUCCCCAUACCCCUCCUUGUGUCAAAUAUCUAGAAAUCUACCUACUUCUUUCUUAAAUAUAUUCAGUGACUUAGCCUCAAUAGCUUGAUGUGAUGGAGAAUUCCACAGGUUCAGCAGUUUCUGGGUAAUCACAUUUCUCCUCUUCUCAGUUUUAAAUGGUCUAUCCCAUAUCCUGAGGUUGUGACCCCUUGUUCUAUAUCCCACCAUCCAAAAAAAAGGGCAAACAUUACUGUAUUCAGCUUGUGCAGCCCUGACAAUUUUAUACAUUUCCCAUCAUAUUCUUCUGAACUCCAUCGAAUAUGGACCUAGUUAACUCAAUCUCUCCUCAAUCAACUAACCUGCCACCCAGGAAUCAGUCUGAACCUUUGCACUCCCUCUUUGGCAAGUAUAUUUACUGUGAUAUAUUUAUGCACUCAUAUAUUCUAUAUGCUUCAUUUUUGUGAGCUACUGUACACUUUUAUGACAGAGAAUAAAUCCUUUUUUAAAAAGGGCCAGCUGUAUUGUACACCAAACAAAACUAUCCAGAGUACAGUUGUUUAGGUCUAUCUCGAUGACCCAAGUAGCUUGCCUCCUUCCACAAUGUGAAGCCAAUUCUGCACUUUUAGUUAAGACUUUAGUUAUUUCUUAUUAUAAUUCUUAAUUGUGUAUAUAAAAUUUACUUUCUCUCUGACUGCUCUCCUGGAGAUCUCCAGCUUCCAUGUGAUAUCUUCCUGUUAGUGAUUUAUUUGAUAUAAUUUUGGGAGAUUAAAUCCUCCAUUCCUACAAUUGCACUUAGUUUCCUCUACUCUUGCCUAAAUGCCGCGCCCAUCCCAGAUAAAAGCAAAUGGGGCUCAUAAAUGUUCUUAUUUAUUUAGACUUGGAGCAUCUUCAUUGUGGUUUCAGAUCCUGAAAGCUACUCACAAUACACACACUUUCAUUUGUGCUUUAUAUAGAAGCCAUAAUAAAUUUGUCUAUCGAACGCAACAAAUGAUCUGACACCUAAUCUGAAAAAUGUCAGUGUUUAAUAUAUCCAAAUAUUUUGGUCAAAUAUCAAAAAUCUGCUAGUCACCUGCUUUGGUUUAAAUGCAGUUUGUCAUGCAUUUGUUUAAUUGCUUGCUUUUGUAAAAUUCUGAAUGCUUUUCUGAAUUGUCAUUUUCUACAGAUCAUUUUGAUUUCUUAUUCAGUUUAAUGUUCCCAGAAAACUGGAUAUUCCACUUGCACACUCUUUCAUUGAUUAUGAACAUUCAGAAUGCAAGAGUGUUUGAUGACGAGCUUAACUGGUUAAGCUUCCCAAAUUCAACUCCCAUUAAUAUUUAAUCAAUCUUUUUCUCCUACAAAUUUCACUAGCACGAACAUCCUUCAUGCCAUCAAUAUUUUUCUUUUAAGAGGUCUUCUGAGAGAUCUUAUCCUCAUUCCUCUUGAUCAUCUCUCCUCUUGAGGAUAUUGAAACCCCUGUAAGGAUACAGUUCACGUUCUCUCAAGUGCCUUGUCUGUUUAAGUUUUGAUUGAAUGCUAAAGCAUGAUCACGAUCAAGAUGUGGGUUGUGCAAAGCAAUAUGAAUCUAUUCCUUAACACCAAAGUCACUGAAGAUAAUCAGAUGAUACUUACCCCUUCUCCCCAAUCCCAGGAUGAUUUAAGUCAGUUGUCAUUGUAUUUAAACACACAUGAAAAUUGGGUUAUUCUGACCCGUGUUACUGUUAUUGAGUUUAGUGGCAUACUCAUGACUGUAGGUCCUUUGUAUUUGUGACCAACCAACCAUCCUAUUGGUCUGUAAAUCCAAAAUGAAUGGUAUCUUACAGAUCAAUUAAUUAAUGAUGAACCUGCUUGUGUCAAUAGGGACACUUGUUUAAGUGGUUUCUGAAAAUAUGGGAUAUAUGAAAUCAUUUUAUUACUUCCUAACAAGUUGUUGAUAUCCUCAGUACUUUUAUAUAUGGAGAUAAGAGCAGGAAAGCCAUUUGGUCCUCAAAGUUAGUGCUGCAACUUAAUAUAAUCAUGGCUGAUCUUUUUGUCACUGUUCCUUGUUCCUGCUUUCUCCCCUUUCCCUUUGGACUCAAGAACCACUUCUAACCCUUUGAAAACAUUCAACAUUUUGGCCUCAGCCGCUUUGUGUCUGAUAAAUCUAUAGGCUUACCAUUCUAGAUAAAGAAACUUCUCAUCUCAGUCCGAAAUGGUCCCUAGAUUAUGACCUUUGGUUUUGGACUCUGAUCGUUGGGAAGAUCCUUGCUGUGUUUAUCCUGUCCAGACCUGUUAGUAUUUCAUUGGUUUUCAUGAGAUGGUCCCUCAUUCUUCUAAACUCCAAUAAAUCUAGUCCUAAUUGAUUCAGUCUCUCUCCAUACAUCAAUCCUGCCAUCCCGGGAAUCAAGCCUAAUAAGGCCAUAAAAUGUAGUAGCAGAUAUAGGCCAUUAAGCUCACCGGGUCUUCUGUGCUAUUCGGUCAUGGCUGAUACGUUUUCCAGCCCAUUCUUUUGCCUUCUCCCUGUAGCCCUGAUACCCCUUAGUAAUGAAGAAUCCAUCCAUCUCUGCCUUAAAGGCACUCUAUGUUUUGGCCACUACAGCCUUCUAUGGUAAUGAUUCCACAGAUUCACCACACUCAUGACAUUCAUCCUCAUCUCAGUUUCCUUUUAAAAGCUAUUUCCCAUAAUUACUUGUAGGACCAAGUUUCACUUUCUAACUAUUGAGUAAAGAAAUGUCGUCUUAUUACAGUUACAGUUUUGUAAUUAUGCCUUAGCUUUGGAUUCUCCCACAAAUGGAAAUAUUCCCUCCAGUCUACCUUGUCUAAUCCAGUCGAAAUUUUAAAGAUGUCUGCCAAAUCACCUCAGUGUGUUCUAAAGCCCUAACCUGUUCAAUUUUUCUCCAGUGCUGCCAUUGCAUUCUGGUGCCAACCUUAUCAUUCGCUUUUGCACUUUCUCUGGCACUCUAGUCAUAUGGAGAUCAGAAUUCUGCAUUGUACUUCAACAAGGGCCUUACUUGGGUUCUAUACACGUUUUAGCAUAUCUAAAUUAAAAUUCAAAACAGCUGAAACCAGAAGUGCUAGAGUAAUCUUUUCCUCUUACUUUACCCAUCUUGCUUUUAAGAAUUCAUUCAUCAACACCCCUAGAUUCCUUCAUUGUUCAACCCCAUGCACUUCAAGGUGUGGUAGUUAAUUCUACUUUUACCAGCGUGCAUCUUGUAUUUAUCAUUGUUAAUGUUCAUUUGCCACUUAACUGUCCAUUCAUAAAUCUUCUGAUAUCUUGGAUUAUAUAUGGAGAAAGAAAGUAAUACCAGUUUGAUACAAUCUGUUAGUUUUGAUAUUUUAAUGCCAAUGUAUUAAUAUAAAAUGUGAAUUACAGUGGCUGCAGCACUGGUCUUUGGCAUACUGCUUUCUACAUAGCUCCAAUGUAAUUAUUUUAUAACCCUGUCCGUUAUUUUUUUUCUUUUCUUAGCCAUUUUUCUAGCUAAAUUUCUAUCAAUUCAGCAAUUUGUCACAUGUAGGUGAGCUCAGAUUUCUGCGUGCAUUUUUUAAAAUUCAUCCACAGGAUGAGGGCAUUGCUAGGCCAGCAUCCAUUGCUUGUCCCUAAUUGCCCUGAGGGCAGUUAAGAGUCAACCAUGUUGCAGUAGGUUUGGAGUCACAUGUAGGCCAGACCAGGUAAGGAUGGCAGUUUCCUUUCCUAAAUGACAUUAGUGAACCAGAUGCUUUUUCCCAACAUUUGACAAUGGACUCAUGGUCACCAUUAGACUCAAUUCCAGAUUCUCUUUCUUUAAUUGAGUUCAGUGACUGGAUUCAAACCCAGGUCCCCAGAAUGUUAAAUUAACAGUCCAGUGAUAAUAUCACUACGCCAUUGCCACUCAGAUAUAUGUACUUUGUAAAUCAUAAAGGUGAGGAAGAUAAAAGUUAAGGUGGCUAAUAAAGCAAAUGGAUUAUUUGGAUUUAUGGCUACAAGAAUAAAAUAUGAAAGCCAAGGGAAAAGAUUUAUAAAUCGCUGAUGCAUUCUUAUUUGGAAUACUGUGGACAAUUAUGGGCAUCAGGAUUCAGGAAACGUUUAUAGGCCAAAGACGAAGAACUUCAGUUAUGAUGAAAAAAUGGACAAGUUAGGAUUGUUCUCUUCAGAACAUAAAAGUUUUAGGAUGACCUAAUAAAAGUUCUUGAGUGUGCAUUUUGGUAAAAUUGAUAGAGAAAGAAUUACUCCUCCUGAGAGUUUUUAUAUUGUAGCGUGACAGAAAUGAGUUUUCUCUAGAGUUGUUAGGAUCAAGAAUUUCUUCCUGAAAAAGAUUGCUUGCAAAGACAGCAGAGUUUGAGAAUUGGAAUGGUGAGGCCAUCAAGAUAAUGUGAAUAAACCCAUUAUGGGUGUGAUUUGUUACCUUUAUUCUGAUUAGAUGGUUACAAAACUUUAAAGCUAGAAUUUCCCCACUAGUAAAUGCCACGUUAACUGUCAUAUCUCCCCAAUGUCAAACAUUGGAUGUUUUAGUAACAAUACUCAGUAUUUCAACCCAUAUAGGUUCAUAAUUUUAGCUUAUUGUAAUUUGUUAAAAUUGCAUCAUAUAGAUGAUUGUAGUAUAUAUGAUGUAAGAUUAUGUACCAUAACCGGGAAAGCAAAAUACUGUGGGUGCUGGAAAUCCAAAAUAAAAAUAACAUAUUGAAAAUACACAUGUGGUUUGGCAGCAUCUGUGAAAUGAGGUGGUGUUAACAUUUAAAAUCAGUGACUUUAUUUUUGGUUUUUACCAAGCAUAGGUUGUUAUGUGAAAACUAAUAAUGGCAAAUUUAAAUUCUAAAGAGCUUCAUGUGUAAUUUAACAGACACUAUCACCUUAAUUUCAUCAACUAUCAUUAUUGGAACAGAGUUUCAGGAAAAUAUAUAUUUACUCAAAUGAUGAAAAUAGACUCAAAGUGAAGAAAGGUUGACUUUAUCUUUCUUGUAUCAUUGUUUAAUUUUCUUGUGCUUAUGAAAGAAGUGUUAAUUUUUCUAGGGCAAGAAAAUAACAAUCAUUUUACUUGACAUGGAAUUUGUGCUGUGCUUUUUAUGAACUGAUUUUCUCUUUUUGGGCCACUUGGGUACAUCUUUAAACUGUGAAAGCUUCUGAAGAAAAUCUGCUAUCUUGUUUUAUCUUGGUGCUACUUUCAGUGUACUUAAUACUUUUACCAAAAGAAAUUCCUAAAGUGAAAUAUUUGAUGAAUAUGUGUGUGCACUGCAAAAUGUUUUUAUAUAUUUUAGCAAGUAUCUUAUUUUAAAUGUCAUUUUCUAAGAUGUUUGAUUCUGUAAAUAAUAUCUGAUGAAAUAAAACAAGCCUGAAACCUU